Zea mays is the source of this 282-nucleotide messenger RNA. RefSeq lists its product as uncharacterized. Lineage: Eukaryota; Viridiplantae; Streptophyta; Magnoliopsida; Poales; Poaceae. The annotation marks the transcript as partial. The transcript has a single exon. The record is from RefSeq and is a predicted model, not a curated record.
AUGGCAGACCUCCUCGGCGACCCAGCGUGGUCGCAGCUCCACCCACGGCUCUGCACCGACACGCCAAGGUCGGCCCUGCAGUGCGAGCUCGCGCCCGACGACGCGCGCGUGCUCCGCGCCACCCGCCUCCACCUAGGCCCCGACGUCACCACCCUGGCCUGCAGGCCCGGGGCCAGGUUCGACCCCGCCUCGCUGCGUGGCCUGCCGCACUUCCGGACGCUCUCCAUCUUCGGCUGUUUCGACGCCGCCCAUGCCCCCAUCGAGCCGCCGCCCGUGCUGUUC